Prunus dulcis (almond) is the source of this 2838-nucleotide messenger RNA. RefSeq lists its product as uncharacterized. The record is from RefSeq and is a predicted model, not a curated record. The coding region runs from base 1 to 2838 and encodes 945 amino acids. Lineage: Eukaryota; Viridiplantae; Streptophyta; Magnoliopsida; Rosales; Rosaceae. The transcript has 7 exons.
AUGGAAUUGAUUCGUGUUCAUCAUAUGGAGAUUUUAUUUGUGUGUGAGCCAAGGAUAAAUGGUUCUAAAGCUGUGUCAACGGUUAAGUCUUUGGGUUUUCCUUGUUUUGAGAUUGUUGAUCCUGUGGGUUUUUCUGGGGGUCUAUGGCUGCUUUGGGAUGAUUCCAAGGUGACUGUGGAGAUCAUUGGUACUCAUGAUCAAGCUAUCUCUGCGUGUGUUUCUUGGCCUGGGCAGUCUCCUUGGCCAUUUUCAGCUAUUUAUGCUAAGCCCUGUGAGGUGAAAAGGGCUAAACUCUGGGAGUAUCUUAAUUUCGUCGCUAGCUGUCAUGAUAUGCCUUGGCUCUUGGCUGGGGAUUUCAAUGAUUUGCUUCAUUUUGAUGACAAGAUAAGGGGAGUUCCUUUGUGUAGUUUCAGAGGUUUCAAAGCUUGGUUUGAUGAGAAUGAAAUAUGUGAAUUGCACUUCACUGGCCCUAAGUACACUUGGACCAACAAAAGGAUCUUGGAAAGGCUUGAUAGGGCUUCUUCAAUUCAGUAUACUCCUCAUUUGCGGCCAUUUCGGUUUGAGGCUAUGUGGUUAACGCAUGCUGAGUUCAAUCAGUUUGUUUCUGAGAAUUGGUUGGGGUUUUCUGGCUCUGCUUUCAAUAAGUUUUGUGCUUUUGUUGAGCCCCUUAAGCUGUGGAAUAAAGAUGUGUUUGGGCAUCUUAGACAAAAGAAAGCAAGGGUGUUGGCUAGGUUGAAAUGGCUUCAGGAAGGGGAUAGAAAUACUAAGUUUUUUCAUCUCACAACUAUAAUUAGACGAAGGAAAAAUAGAAUUGAACGGUUAAAGGAUGAUGAAGGGGUUUGGGUGGAGGAUGCUGCAGUCACUGAUGGUGAGAUUGCCUCCUUGGUGAAAAAAAUUGAUUUGUUGGAAGUUAAGGAUAGUUUAUUUGGUAUUGGUGGUCUCAAGGCCCCUGGUGUUGAUGGGUUUCCUGCUUGUUUUUUUCAACAUCAGUGGGACUUGUGUGCUCCUGAUUUAUAUGCUAUGUUGUGUGAAGCUUUUCAGAAGAGUAAAUUCCCUGUGGAGCUUAAUGCCGCUUUAAUUACUUUGGUCCCCAAGGUGGAGAAUCCUCACUCUAUGGUUCAGUUUAGACCAAUAAGGCGUCAUAUAACUGAUAAUAUAAUAAUUGCUCAAGAGCUUAUGCACAAGUUUAAGGUUGCUAAGGGAAAAAAAGGGAUGUUUGCUUGGAAGAUUGACCUCUCCAAAGCCUAUGAUAGGCUUAGCUGGGGCUUUAUUGAGUCUGUUCUAUUGGAAGUGGGGUUACCUGCUAGUUUUAUUCAGCUUAUUAUGCAGUGUGUGUCUACUGUGAGAUAUCAAAUUUGCGUCAAUGGGGAGCUGACUGAUCCUUUUUCUCCUAGCAGUGGCAUUCGCCAAGGGGAUCCCCUUUCCCCUUACCUUUUUGUUCUUUGUAUUGAGAAACUGUCUCAUAUUAUUGUUGAUGCAGUUAAGAGAAAACUUUGGAAGCCUAUCAAAACCUCUCGAAAUGGUCCUAGUGUAUCUCAUUUGUUCUUUGCAGACGACCUUGUGCUUUUUGCUGAAGCUACUCCCUGUCAAGCUCGGGUGAUGAAAGAUUGUUUGGAUUUAUUUUGUAGUGCUUUUGGUCAGACUAUGAAUUUCGCUAAGUCUGCAAUUUUUUGCUCACCAAAUACUUGUAAAAUGGUGGCAAAAGAGAUUGGUGCUAUUUGUGGCUCUCCCAUCACAGAGAAUUUGGGAAAAUAUUUAGGUAUGCCCCUUUUGCAUAGUCGUGUAACUAAAGCUACGUACAAUGGUCUGCUUGAUAAAGUGCAAAGUAGGCUUGCUGCCUGGAAAAGGAAGUGUCUCUCCUUAGCUGGCAGAGCUACCCUCAUCCAAGCUGUCACAUCUUCCAUUCCUGUGUAUACGAUGCAGACUGUCAAGGGUGGUUUAGGAUUCAAGAAAACUGCAGACAUGAAUAGGGCCCUUUUAGCAAAGAUUGGUUGGAGGAUGCACACUCGUGAUCAAGGGUUAUGGGCUCAAAUUUAUGAAAAGAAGUACCUAAAGGACUACUCUAUCUUGGAUACUCCUGGGGUCUCCAAGCAAGAUUGUUCUGCUACUUGGAGAAGUGUUCUCUAUGGUGUCGAGUUGCUGAGAAAGGGAAUGGUUUGGAGAGUAGGGAAUGGGGACAAGGUGAAUUUCUGGAAGGACCAUUGGGUGGCUGAUUUCCCUUUGUUACAUUAUGCAGGGGUGCAGUCAGGAAUCGAUUUGGAAUGCAAGGUCUCUAAUUUCUUUAAAGAAGGGUGGUGGGAUGUUGAGAAGUUAAGAGUUGUUCUUGAUGAGGAUAUGGUGCAAAAGAUCACUUGUUUUCCUGUUGGUUUUGGAGGUAUUAGUCAAGAUGCUCAGAUAUGGAAGCCUGCUUCUAAUGGCAUCUGUACUGUUGAAUCUGCUUUUCAGCUGAUCCAUGGGGGUUCUAAUUGGUCUAAUGCUUGUUGGAAGGGUCUGUGGAGUAUGUCUCUCCAGCCUAAGUUGAAAGUUUUCUUAUGGCUGGUUUUCCAAGGUAAGAUCCUAACUAAUGAGCAAAGAGUUAGGAGGCAUCUAGCUUUGGAGUCCUCUUGUUCUGUUUGUAGUUGGCACUCUGAAAAUAUCAUUCACACUCUUAGGGAUUAUGGGCGUGCUAAGGAAUGGCAUAACCAAUACAUUUUUAAUGAUGCUGAGGACUUGCCUUGUGAUCCUAGGAAGAUUAUUUGUGCUGCUGUUAUGGAUUGGGUUAAGGCUUCUAGUGUGAAUUGUAGGAAUGUGCCUAGAACUCAGGUUAUGCUAAGGUGGGAGCCACCUGGAAGUGGAUAG